Molecule: messenger RNA, 1444 nt
Organism: Hydra vulgaris (swiftwater hydra)
Lineage: Eukaryota; Metazoa; Cnidaria; Hydrozoa; Anthoathecata; Hydridae
Product: L-threonine ammonia-lyase
Biological process (GO): L-serine catabolic process; L-threonine catabolic process
Molecular function (GO): L-serine ammonia-lyase activity; threonine deaminase activity
Source: RefSeq, a predicted model, not a curated record
AAAAAUGUCAUAUGAUCACAAUAAAGCUGAAUACUGUGAUGUAGUUAAACAUUCUCAUGAUGAAGACAGACAUCAUAAAGCAAAAAAUCACAAGCAUGUUGAAAGUGAUGAACCAAUUGAAGUGACUUUUGAAGAUGUGAGUGCAGCUGCAUUUAGAAUAAAAAAUGGAAUAAGAAAGACAAUAUGUGAGAAAUCUUGUGCAUUAUCAGAUCUGCUUCAAAUGGAUGUCUAUCUAAAGAGAGAUUACAUGCAAGUAACUGGCAGUUUUAAAGAAAGAGGCGCAAGAAAUACUCUAUUAAUGUUAACCAAGCAACAAAAAGCUGUUGGUGUUAUAGCUGCAUCAGCUGGUAAUCAUGCAUUAGCAUUAGCAUAUCAUGGAAAACAAUUGCAUAUCCCAGUUACUGUAUGUAUGCCUACCAAUGCUCCAAUUACUAAAAUCAGUAGAUGUAAAAAAUAUGGUGCCACUGUACAUACUGUGGGAUCAGAUAUUAUUGAGGCUAAAGAGUUUGCUUUAAAGAUUGUUCAAGAAAAAGGAUGUGUUUACAUUAAUGGAUAUGAUCAUCCCGAUAUAUUGGCUGGUCAAGGUACUUGUGGCAUAGAAAUUGUUGAGGAUGUUGAUGGAAUUGAUGCAGUUGUAAUACCUAUUGGUGGAGGAGGGUUGAUUGCAGGAUGCGCAGUUGCUAUUAAAAAUCUUCAGCCAGAUAUCGAAGUCAUAGGUGUUGAAAGCGAGAAGUGUGCAAGCUUCAAAGCUGCUUUAGAAGCGGGGAAACCAGUUAAAAUAGAUGCUGAUCAAUCAUUGACUUUAGCUGAUGGAUUGUGUGUUUCAAAAGUUGGAGAAAAUGCAUUUUUUACAGCUCGACCAUAUGUUGAUAAAGUCAUUUCAGUUAGCGAGUCAUACAUUGCUAUGGCAGUUCUACGCUUGGUUGAGAAUGAAAAAUGUGUAGUUGAAGGUGCUGGUGCAACAGGAUUAGCUGCUGCGUUUUCUGGUCAAUUAUCUCAUUUAAAGGGAAAAAGAGUUGUUUUUCUACUAUGUGGUGGAAAUAUUGAUUCAACUGUUCUUGGAAGAGUUAUCGAGCGUGGGUUGGCUGCUGAUGGUCGCUUAGUCAGAUUUUCUGCUGUAAUAUCAGACAGACCAGGUGGUUUAGUGGAGCUUACUAAGUUGCUAGCAGAACAUGGUGCAAGUGUUAAAGAUAUCUUCCAUGAAAGAGCGUGGUUACAAACAACAGUAUUCAAAGUAGAAAUUAAAGUGGUUUGUGAAGUACGCGAUUACGAACAUGGUUGCGAAUUGCGAAAGAAAUUAGAAAACAAGUACGAUGAUGUUAAAUGGUUGUCUUACGCUAUACAUGAUGAAUCCGAAAUUUAACAACUUAUCCGGAAAUAUUUUAAAAAUCGAAAAUUUUUACGUGUAUUUUUGUAAAUUCUAACAUUUUUAUUUAUAUAGGUA